Messenger RNA from Acomys russatus (golden spiny mouse), 748 nucleotides. RefSeq names its product alkB homolog 2, alpha-ketoglutarate dependent dioxygenase (gene Alkbh2). Gene Ontology annotation, biological process: DNA repair. Bases 2 to 721 code for a protein of 239 amino acids. NCBI's taxonomy places the organism in Eukaryota, Metazoa, Chordata, Mammalia, Rodentia, Muridae. The transcript is spliced from 3 exons. The record is from RefSeq and is a predicted model, not a curated record.
GAUGGACAGGUUCCUGGUGAGGGCGGACCAGGGCGACCUCCAAGGGGGAGAGGAGGAGCCCGCCCCGGCGGAAGGAGCCUCUCGCCGCCUGCAGAGCCCCGGCUGGCGCCACCUUCGCGCCGAAGGUCUGAACUGUGAUUACACCGUCCUGUUCGGCAAAGCCGAGGCAGACGAGAUUUUCCGAGAGUUGGAGCAAGAGGUGGAGUAUUUUACCGGUGCGCUUGCCAAGGUCCAGGUGUUUGGAAAGUGGCACAGCGUUCCCAGGAAGCAGGCAACCUACGGAGACGCCGGAUUGACGUACACGUUUUCUGGUCUUACCCUGACACCAAAGCCCUGGAUUCCAGUUCUAGAGCGUGUUCGAGAUCGAGUCUGCAGGGUGACAGGACAGACCUUCAACUUUGUGCUCAUUAACAGGUACAAAGAUGGUUGUGACCACAUUGGGGAGCACAGAGAUGAUGAAAGAGAACUGGCCCCCCAGAGCCCCAUCGCAUCUGUCUCCUUUGGCGCUUGCAGAGACUUCGUCUUCCGGCACAGACUCUCCCGAGGGAAGAGAACGCGGCGGACAGUGGAGGCGGUCAGGCUGCAGCUGGCCCAUGGAAGUCUCCUGAUGAUGAACCACCCCACCAACGCCCACUGGUACCACAGUCUCCCUGUCCGCAAGAAGGUCCUGGCUCCUCGGGUUAACUUGACUUUUCGGAAAAUUUUACCUACUAGGAAAUAAAAUGUUUUUGUUUAUUACUUUGAUGUA